AUGGAACAUCACUUGCGUGACGGCCGUAGUUCUUCCCGCACGGAGGAUCUGGGAGGUCUACUGGGCCUCGGAGCGUCAGCCCUGAGUGCUCUCGGGAUCUGGGCUGGGCCAGAACCCGGGACCACGCGGUGGGUGCGCGCCGCGCCCACGCUGCUCGUGGUAGCGAUGUUCGGCACCACAGCCGUCAUGAAGCUGUGUCUGGAGCAGGUGGACGACCUGGAGGAGCUCGGAGAGCGGAUCUUCGUCUGCACCACCAUCGUAGUCACUGGCGUCAGGAUUCUUUACUUUAUGGCGUACCGCUCGCGUGUGCAGCGGUUGGCAAACUUGCUGCUAGAAGCCCGUCGGGGCUUCCCCGAGCAGGGAGCUUUCGUCCGCAGCCGCUUCCAGAGACAUGCCACCAGGGUCUGCGUCGGAUUUCAGGUGACGGCGGCGCUGCCGCUGGCGAUGUGGGUGCUGGACCCGGUGUUGACAGCGGCUCUGACGUCACCGCUCGGGCAGAACGCCUCGGCGGUGGCGGACGCCCGUGAGACGCCGCUGUCCCUCUGGUUGCCGGUGGACGCCCAGGCGUCCCCCAACUACGAGGCCGUCUACGCCUUCCAGGCAUUCCUCAUUGUCUUCACCGCGCAGGCCAGCCUCUUCCUGGACAUGUUCUUCAUCGUGCUCAUCAUCCACAUCACGGCCGAGCUCAACGUGCUCAACGACAGCGUUGCAGCCAUCCAGCUCCUGCAGAAAGACAUCGAACGCAGCUCUAUGGUGAAGAUGAUGUUUACCUUCCCGGCGUAUCUCUAUCAGACGGGGACCUACUGCAUCUUCGGACAGGCGAUAAUUGACCAGAGCGAGCGCCUGAUGGUGUCGGCGUCCAGCUGCGGUUGGCCCGAGGCCGUUCCAGGCUUCCGGCGCGCACUGGUGGUCUUCAUGCUUCAGGCCUCCCGCCCGCUGCGCAUCAGGGUUGGCAAUCUCGUCACCCUCUCCAGGAACACCUUCCUGCAGUUGCUGAAAGAUACAUACACGAUGUUCAACAUGCUGUACCGACUUCAAGGGAACAAGUGA
Molecule: messenger RNA, 1050 nt
Organism: Schistocerca serialis cubense
Lineage: Eukaryota; Metazoa; Arthropoda; Insecta; Orthoptera; Acrididae
Product: odorant receptor 43a-like
Exons: 6
Coding region: 1-1050 (349 amino acids)
Biological process (GO): detection of chemical stimulus involved in sensory perception of smell; sensory perception of smell
Cellular component (GO): plasma membrane
Molecular function (GO): olfactory receptor activity; odorant binding
Source: RefSeq, a predicted model, not a curated record